AUGUGUGCCGUCAUGCUGCUCCUUUCGGCCACUCUGUUCGCGCUUGCCGCCCGCCAGGGCCUCGUCCGCGCCGCCGAUACCUGCUACUACCCCGAUGGGAGCGUCGCCGACAAGGACACCCCGUGCGCCUCUUCCGGCUCCGCCGUCGCCUGCUGCCCCUAUGGCUGGACCUGUCUUGAUACUGGCAUCUGCGCUCUGAGCUCUCUGGACUAUAUCACCCGGUACACCUGCACAGACCAGUCGUGGGAUUCUUCAGCCUGUCCUCAGUAUUGCCUUGAAGGCACUCCUAAUGGCACCGAUACGGGCAAUGUCGCCCUGCUCGAGUGCAGCGACAAUCAGUAUUGUUGCAAUGGUGACAGGAGCGGGAACUGCUGCAAGGACAAGGCUGUGUCAUUAUUUGGCAUUUCCCCCGAUGUGGGAGAGAAUGGCUUUUUGACUGAUCGUGAACCGCAAAUGGCUACAGAUCUGGAACCAAUCACCACAAUGGAAUCAGCCAUGAUUCCAAGCGCAUUUUCAACCUUGUCUUGGAGCGACCCUACAUCCACAUCGGGAGCCGAACCAAGCUCCUCAGAAGAGCCGGUAUCCACGCGCGGUGGCACCUCUACAUUGUCAAAAGCAACAUCCCGGUCCUCUGAUGCACCUCCCACUGCAGUAAUCACUUCGAUUGUGGCAAAUCCCACUAAUGGCGCUCCUUCGACCGUAUACCUUACGAGGACUGCUGCUGCUUCGACACAGACAUCUUCGAGCCAAAGUUCAGCUCCAUCGUCAUCAUCCCACAAGGGUGUUAUCGUCGGCUGCGCCGUCGGCAUUCCAGUUUCAGCCGCACUCAUCGCCAUCAUAGCCAUCCUGCUUCACCGUAAACGCCGCCGACGGAGAAGCAAAAAUCCCCGCAGCCUCCUUCCGCCCUUUUCCACCAACCCUGAGGAAACCGAAAAGAAUCCGCGUAUUUCGGAGCUGGAUGGGUAUCCUCGUGCUACCGGCGGCAGCAUAGCGCCGCAUCGUUCGAGUGGAGUUUUUGAGCACUAUGUCGGCAAAAGCAGUAGAGGUCAUGCUCGUGCUGCCAGCGAAGUCGACGGCACUCCCAUUUCCGCCAGAGAAAAGCCGCCAGCGGAACUAGAAUCCCCGAGAAAUUCAAAAGCGCCGCCCGUGGAGUUGGAGGCCACUGAAGCAAGAGCAGGUGGAGGUUACUUUAGGAUAUCUCCUGUGAUUGGUGGAACUGCGGGAAGCAGUCCAGACCCAGGCAGGGGGUAUGCGGUAGGAGGUGUCGCGCCGCCGGGAGGGUUGAGAAUCGUGAAUGCCGUGGAGGGUGAGCUGGACAGUGAAGUCGAAAGUGAGGCAGAAAGAAGAGCAAGCGCUGCUGGACACUCCAGAGGCUCAGAUAUGCGGCUCAAGAGCCCGCCGCCGGUGUAUCAGAGUCCGAGGACUUGGAGACAAACUAGGGGGAGCUCACCAGCGGAAAGCAGCGAUGGAGCGGCGAGAGCGGCGGGCGCGGCGUCGGCGGGUUUCGGCAGCCCCGUCAGCCCCCUGCAAAGUCACGGCUGGGGAAGAUAA
This is a messenger RNA of Diplodia corticola, 1551 nucleotides long. RefSeq lists its product as uncharacterized. The coding region runs from base 1 to 1551 and encodes 516 amino acids. The transcript has 4 exons. NCBI's taxonomy places the organism in Eukaryota, Fungi, Ascomycota, Dothideomycetes, Botryosphaeriales, Botryosphaeriaceae. The record is from RefSeq and is a predicted model, not a curated record.